Molecule: messenger RNA, 2357 nt
Organism: Perca fluviatilis (European perch)
Lineage: Eukaryota; Metazoa; Chordata; Actinopteri; Perciformes; Percidae
Gene: strada
Product: STE20 related adaptor alpha
Exons: 13
Coding region: 240-1526 (428 amino acids)
Biological process (GO): protein phosphorylation
Molecular function (GO): ATP binding; protein kinase activity; protein serine/threonine kinase activator activity
Source: RefSeq, a predicted model, not a curated record
UCAGUAGAUCAAGCGGUGUCUACGUCAUCUGUGUGCGCAAAGUGCCUGUGGUUGUUGGAGUACGACGACGAUCAACCAAAGCGUAGUGGAGAACUGCCAAAAACAUCUCGCUGGAGAGGAUGGCUAGCUGAAUAAGUUAUCAUAAAAUACAAUAGCACUCCAGCCAGGCAUUGCUGUUCUAAACAUUAUAUAGGUAUUCCCUGGACGUGUUUUCACGUGUAACACACUCAAGAGGAUCCAUGUCUUUUCUUCGUUGGGUAACUGAGAAACUGAGUGUGGAGAGCCUGCGGGAUUUGGAGUUAUUUGGAGAGCAAGCUCAGGGACUCUCUCACAGGAAAGCCCAUGAGGACAGCCAGGAGAGUCUGACCCCCCUCCCACGUCGGGACACCAUGGGCAGCUUCCUCCCUGACAGCAGCUCCUACGAGCUCCUCACCGUUAUCGGCCGGGGCUUGGACGACUUGAUGACAGUGAACCUGGCUCGAUACAAACCCACCGGGGAGCACGUAGCCAUCCGACGGAUUGACUUGGAGCCGUGCACUAAUGACAUGGUUACCUACCUGCAGGGCGAACUACAUGUAUCAAAGUUGUUUCACCACUCCAGUAUUCUACCCUACAAGAGCGUCUUCAUAGCUGAGAAUGAGCUGUGGGUCAUCACCCCCUUCAUGGCUUAUGGGUCAGCCAGAGAUCUGAUCUGCACACAUUUUGCUGAUGGAAUGACUGAGCUGACAAUUGCAUACAUUUUACUGGGCAUGCUCAAAGCUCUUGAAUACAUCCACCACAUGGGAUAUGUGCACCGGAGUGUGAAGGCCAGCCAUGUGUUGAUCUCAGCUGACGGACAGGUCUGCAUGUCAGGUCUACGGAGCAUCUUCAGUCUGAUCCGUCAUGGCCAGAGGGCAAGAGUUGUCCACGACUUUCCCCAGUACAGUGUUAAGGUGCUGCCCUGGCUCAGCCCUGAGGUGCUGCAGCAGAACCUGCAGGGCUACGACUCUCGGUCAGACAUCUACAGCCUCGGCAUCACAGCCUGUGAACUGGCCAAUGGACAUGUGCCCUUCAAAGACAUGCCAGCUACACAGAUGCUGCUGGAGAAGCUAAAUGGAACGGUGCCGUGUUUACUGGACACUACCACUAUCCCACCAGAGGAGCUGUCAAUGAAACCGUCUCGCUCUGGGGCUGACUCUGGGAUCUGCGAGUGUCCAGGAGCUGGAGGUGGUCGCCACUCCAACGGAGAGCCCUCCUCCUCGUCAGGGGGACACCCCUACAACCGGACGUUCUCCCCACACUUCCACGCCUUUGUCGAGCUGUGUCUACAGCGAGAGCCAGAAAAGCGACCAUCUGCCACCACUCUCAUAGGCCAUCCCUUCUUCAAACAGAUCAAACGCCGACCUUCGGAGGCGCUGCCUGAGCUGUUGCGGCCUGUGUCAGCAAUCACCAGCUUGGAGAUCUCCGAGCUGCAGGACUCUCCCUCUGGACUGGCCAGUCUGGAGUCAGGUCUCAGCCACCUGGAGGUGGACGACUGGGACUUCUGACAGUGGAGGACUAGGUGGGGAGUCGCUCGUGGUAUUCUGAUGAAACACUUUCUGAGCAUACUGGACGAGAUUUGUUUUUGUAAUGGUCCCCUUGUUAAUAAUUUAAAUCUCAAACUAAAAGGAGUUGCUGUUCUUAAAAGCCAGUAGCCAUCUUGUCUGGUUUUAAUUCCUCACAAACUUUUGUUCUCUACAUGUAAACAGACUCUUGCCAUCAGCAAUGCACUGACCUCUCUCUCACUCUCACUCACACACACACACACAGAAUGUACUUACACAUUACAACUUCAUCUGGAGCCAAAACUCAACAGGAUUCUUCUUUUCCUCGUGCUGUGGCUGAGGUUUCAGAGGACAAUCUAUGGAAGUAGAUGGAGCCUCAAAUGUUUAAGUUGGUACUAAAUAUUCAGAGGGGACACUCCACCUCGUUUGAACCAUCUGCUCAGUGAGACCACCGUAAGGGUGCACACCGAUCCUCACAGCUCACUCAGCCCCUCUCUAGACCAGAUGGAAGGUUUCGGCUUUGUCCCAAGGGUCAACUAAAUGAACAGCAUGUAUACACAUUUCUUACCUCUCUCUGCUUGUUAGUGUAAACUACAUCUCAUGCUUUACACAUCGCUUUUGUCACACAGAGGUUAAGCAUAACAUCAGUUUUGUUUAUCCUUCAGAGCAUAGAAGUGUGUAUUUCCUUGAACUUACUCUGGGUGUGUUACUUAUGUCAGAAGUGAACGUUACAUUGGUGCUUGUUUUGUCUGCAUGUGCAUUUGAAAGUGAGGGCAAAGCAAAUUGUUGCAAAUGUCAAACUUGACUUUUAACAAUAAACAUUGUUCACUUUGA